AUGGCGAUCGCGAUGGCGAACCGAAAUAUGCUCACCAAAGAGGUUCUCAGUGUAGUGGGCAUUGCCGAUAGCGUCUGCGAAGGCUUUGAUAAGACUAAUGUUGCAUCUACUACAAGCGUAUACACCGCUUCUGGAGAAAUUGCCUCUUCUUAUGCAACCUCCUAUUCAUAUUUUAUUGGCAAUAUGUACCUGUAUAUUAAGAAACUAAAUCGAACCCAGCUUGGAUAG
Messenger RNA from Fusarium venenatum, 228 nucleotides. The record is from RefSeq and is a predicted model, not a curated record. NCBI's taxonomy places the organism in Eukaryota, Fungi, Ascomycota, Sordariomycetes, Hypocreales, Nectriaceae.